Messenger RNA from Eucalyptus grandis, 2576 nucleotides. RefSeq lists its product as uncharacterized. The record is from RefSeq and is a predicted model, not a curated record. Lineage: Eukaryota; Viridiplantae; Streptophyta; Magnoliopsida; Myrtales; Myrtaceae. The coding region runs from base 39 to 1478 and encodes 479 amino acids. The transcript is spliced from 4 exons.
GACAACUCCAAUAUCUUGUUCUCGGUGAUUGUGGAGAGAUGGAGUACAUUGUUGCUAGAGAAGAGGAGAAACACGGAGAAGCAGCUGACAUAAUUGUAAUUCCUCAAAUUGUCACUUUGUAUCUUCACAACAUGCCAAAACUCAGAAGUUUUUGCCAAGGGAAGUAUAUUUUAGAGUGGCCCUCCUUGAAAGAGUUUAUUGUCGAAGAUUGUAAAGCUGUGGAGGUGAUUCUAGGAAAUGCCAGUCGUAUAUUAGAGGGCAGUGUUUUGAUGCAGCGUCCACUUCUACUCGUCGAACAGGUUGAGUUCCCCAAUAUGGAGUCGAUGAAGAUCUUGCGCAUGGAUAACAUGGAGAAAAUAUGGCUUGAUGAUCUUGCUUCAAAUGCCUUUAGCAAACUCAAGACUCUAGAAGUGCAGUAUUGUGAUAAACUUUCGUCCAUAUUUUCAUCUUAUACUAUGCUCACAAGAUUUCAAAACCUAGAGAAGAUAGUCGUAACUAAUUGUGAAUCCUUAGAAGUGGUAUUUCACAUCCAAGAGUUCAAUUUUAGCGAAGCUCGUUCUACAAGCACUUUUCUCUUGAGAGAAUUAGUUUUGAUGCGGCUCCCAAAAAUGAAGCACGUGUGGAGUGGAUUUUGUCAAGGAGGUCUUUCCUUUAGAAGCUUAAGAUGCAUGCAAGUUAUCGAGUGUGGGAGUCUCAAAAUUUUAUUUCUAAGCUUGGUGGCAAAAAGUAUGACACAGCUUGAAGAACUUGUAGUACAAUCUUGUGGAGUGGAGCAAAUUAUAAUAGAGGAAGACGGAGUAGGCAUGAGUACAAGUAAUCUCUUCUUUCCAGGAUUGAUCAACCUAAAGUUACUUGAGUUGCCGAAACUGAGGAGCUUCUAUGAGAAUAGUCAUACUUCAACAUGGCCACUCUUAAAGGAAUUACGAGUUAGACACUGUGGUAAGAUGAGGUCAUUCUCAUCCGCUUGUGAAAUUCAAAGCUGCCAAGGUACAACUACGAAUGGGUACCAACCUGCAAUUUUUUCUCCUGAAAAGGUCAUUCCACACUUGGAGGAAUUAACAUUAGUAAGCGAGGAUAUUGAGAUGCUACAGCAUUACUUCUUUGGCAAUCUCAAAGAUCUAGCUUUGGGAUGGUACCAUGAUGAAAAUGCCGCUUUUCCCUCCAACUUCCUUCUCCAUGGAUUCCCCAAUCUAGAACUUCUUUCUGUGAUUUGUAGUUCCUUUGAGGAAGUAUUUCCAGAAGAUGCGUCUGGACAUGGGGGGUCAACUCCCUGCGAAGGACCUACUAAUGUGGAGAAACCUCUCAAGGCACUUGGGAAUUUGAAACAAUUGGAGCUGUUGAACCUGUGGAACCUAAAGCGAAUUUGGAAAGAUGGCUCCUUGAUGGCUGAAAUCCUUAAACAAAUUGAAUUUCUAUUCAUUUGGGGGUGCCCUAGUUUGUCAGUCGUGCUUCCAUCCCGGCUUCAUUCGAGAGAUUGAAGCAGUUAGAAGUAAAGGAUUGCGCUGGUUUAGUUCAUAUGGGGACUUGCUCAGCAGUGACAAGUCUGAUGCACCUUACCUGGCUAACCCUAGAAAAUUGCGAUAUGAUGGAAGACGUGGUAACAGAUGAUGGAAAUAGAGUAGAGGAGAUCUCUUUUCCUAAGCUAAAACGGUUGAUACUUGAUGGUUUACCAAGCCUUGAGAGCUUCUCCCCCACGAAUUGCCCCUUUAGGUUCCCAUUAUUGAAGCGUGUUGUCAUCACACAGUGCCCCAAGAUGAAUGUAUUCUGCAAGGGUGCCUUCAGGACACCAAACGUAAAUAAAGUAUUCCUCUCCGACAAGGAUGACGAAGGAUGUUGGGAGGGGGACCUUAAUACCACCAUCCAAACCUUAUUGACAUGAAACCGUCAACACUGAAUUCAAUGAGUCAGAGCCUCAUAUAGCACCAAGAAGUUUCUUGGGAGUCGAAGACUAUUUGGAUGAUGAUAAUAGCCGGACAUACUAUUAUCGAAAGGGGAAAAAGUCCAGGACUCCUAAUAUGCACGUGUCCUUCAAACAGCGCACCAUAGCCUACAUGGAGCCGUUCAUGCUAGAUGUUUUCAUCUCCAACCGCUUCGUCUCGACUUCACGCGCUCCCAGGAUCGCGCGCAAGUGGGUCGCUGUUGUGGGUGCCAAUUCUAAGGAUAUCAAAGCCGUAGUCAAGUCAUGAUUGGACAUACAACCAUGUCUGGCUGUAGGCUGGAUUUUGGCGGACCGGGCGAGGGAAGCCGAUGUGUUUGCUGCUUCCUAUACUCCAGGAGAUAGGGAAAAGUUUGAAGGAAAAAUCAGGACAGUAGUUCAGUCUCUGAUUGACAUAGAUAUUAAAAUUUAUCUUGACUGAUUUUCCCUCCUUGAGUAUGAUCUUCUUUAUGUGCCCCACUCCUAAUAGGAAUAUACUGACAUCUUUGACAUUGUUUUGAGAAUAUGCAGGAUGUAGUGUUGGUUCUUUUGUUGGUUAUAUAUACAUAAUAUUGACUGUUCAUUUGACAAUAGUGGACUCGGAUUUUGUUUUGGCUUUGUCGAAACUUUUACCUUGUUAUUGGAUGAGCAUUGUGAUGGA